GACAGAUUCGCCCCCCCCCCCCCUCCGGCCCUCCUCACCGGCCCUCCGAUCGCCUCCUCCUCCUCCUCCCUGUCCCGAAUCCCCCACAGCCGCCAUGCUCCCUCGCCAGGCCCUCUCCCUCCUCUCCAGGGCUCCGAUCGCCCCCCGAGCUGCCCCCUUGGCCGCUGGCCGCCUCCGGCCGAUUGCCAGCCGCUGGCUCUCCUCGGCCUCCUCCUCAGCCACCCAGCCGGAAAAGGGGGCGCUCUUCUCCCUGGAUGACUAUGCCAAGGAGUCCUCCGAUCGCUACAAGUCCAAGUACGCCGAGCUUUUGGCCAAGGCGCCGCCCAAAAAGGAAGACCCUGCCAAGGCUGCUGCUGCCUCGGCCACCCCUCCUCCUCCGAAGAUCUUCAAUCGCAAGCUCACCGACAUCCUUGACCUGGAUGCCCUCAAGAGCCUGAGCGCCUCGGAGAUCGCGGCACUCUGGGCCGAGCACCUGGCAAAGCCGGUCGAAGUGACUGCCACCCCGGACGACGGGGACUUCUUCGCCCCGCCGGCCACGCCGACCAAGGAGCUGGUGCAGGCACGCAUGGGCGGGGGUCUUGACCCGGCCACCUACGAGCGUCUGAUGAAGAAUGCCUCGCGCUACCCGCACUUCCUCAUUCCCCUCUUCCGCAAGGAGGGCAUCGAGCUCUUCUUUGCCCAGGCCCAGUACAACCGCAUGGCCCUGACCACGCUGCUGGAGUACCGUACCCGCGGCAGCGAGGCCCAGCCGGCCCUGGUGGCCGAGGUGUUUGGUGAUCUGAUCAACUGGACCGGCGGCGAGGCCAAUGCCACGCCCUCCGGUCUGGGCCUCUAUCGGGUGGACUUCGAGCCGAAGCGCAUCACCCUCGGCGCGGCGCAGUCCCUCUUCGCCUCGGUCCUCAAGGCCUUCGGUACGCCGGAGGGCGAGCAGGUUCUCCGGCGCUUCUGCGAAGCCCCGCAGGACUUCAACAUUGACGAGAUCAUCGGCAAGGAUGGUCUCUUCCCCAAUGACAUUGGCACUGGCGGUCCGUCGGCCGAGUGAUGGGAUCCCCCCCCCCCCCCCUCCC
Messenger RNA from Fonticula alba, 1067 nucleotides. RefSeq lists its product as hypothetical. The record is from RefSeq and is a predicted model, not a curated record. The coding region runs from base 95 to 1042 and encodes 315 amino acids. Gene Ontology annotation, cellular component: mitochondrion. NCBI's taxonomy places the organism in Eukaryota, Rotosphaerida, Fonticulaceae. Gene Ontology annotation, biological process: mitochondrial proton-transporting ATP synthase complex assembly. The transcript is spliced from 3 exons.